UUCUCGCCAUUUUUCCCGAGAUCCUGCCUACGGCGCACCCUCUCCUAUCCCCCUGGAUGGUUGGUUCCUCCUUCCCCAAGCGUAGACUCCAGGCGGCGGGCGGCGCAGCCCUCCAUCCCCGACUCUACGCACUCCUCUCCGAGCAUAGGCGUGGGCUCCCUCCCCAAGCGGCGGUGGACACAGGGGACUUGCGUGUGGUGCGGGUGCUUCGCGAGGGCGCGGAGAUAGGACGCUGGGUGGCACGGGUGCUCCUCCAGGCAGCGGCGGCGCGUAGGCCCCAGGCAGCGGGCGGACCAGCACGGCUCCCCAUUCUCGGCUCGGCGCGCUCCUUUCCGAGCAGAGGAGUGGAUCCAGGAGGCCGACGGCAUGCGGGCCCCUCCAGGUGGACCUGCAAACCCGGCGGCGCGAACUCGUCAUCCCUCGGCUCGGUGACAUGGAAGACCCGGUCCCGAGCAGCAGCGGCGCUUGGAGCUCCUCCUGCGGCCCGCGAGAAUUUCUUCCAUGUCAGGCGCGGACCCAGCGCGGCUCUCUCCGACCCGGCUCGGCGCAUCUCCCCAGUUCAUAAAGCAAGCUCAUCAAUCAUGCAAGUUUGAAGUACAAUAAUGUGCAUUAUUUGUGAUAAUAUGCUUGUGUAGUCCCAUGAAUAACCAUGUCGUUCAGUACUGCUUACGAUGUUGUAUUUUGGAUUUAGCCUACCCCAACUUGCUUGGGAUUGAAAGGCUCUGUUGAUGUUGA
This is a messenger RNA of Panicum virgatum (switchgrass), 735 nucleotides long. RefSeq lists its product as uncharacterized. The coding region runs from base 57 to 593 and encodes 178 amino acids. The transcript is spliced from 2 exons. Lineage: Eukaryota; Viridiplantae; Streptophyta; Magnoliopsida; Poales; Poaceae. The record is from RefSeq and is a predicted model, not a curated record.